CAGAGAUUAAGACAGGGAGCUGGGAUACUGAUGAUUUAUUUACAGACAAACUGGGUUGACAUAGACAGGUGCGGACGGAUAAGUAGUACAGUCUCCACCGAGUUGAUUUGUGUUUUCUUACAGUCAUGUAUUUAAAGAUAAUAAGGCGUACGAAUAAUGGAAUUACAUGUGUUAUACAUUGACGGAAAGGCCGCGGAACGCUCUAUCGGAUGGAAGUAAGAACAACGCGACUUGAUGAUUGGAUACAAUGAAAAUAGGGAAAAAAGUGUUGUCCUUACAAAUACUCCGCCCCAAGACAAUUGGUUAUGGAGUAAUUAUUGGAUGACAAUCUUGGAGGCAGGGGGCGACCCCGUGCCCUUGUGACACUUGUUGUGGGGCAUCAUUGAGUGUAGAGUCCUUUGGUUUUGCUGGCUGACAGGAUGCCUCCCCUGGCGGUUGCCUGGGAGGUUCUACUGUGGGCUGAGGGGACCAAGACUGCGGAGAGAGCUGCAUUGUGUGUGGUGGUGGAGUGGGACAGGCCGUGGGGAUCCCCAGGUGCAGCAGCGGUGUAGGUUGGGCUGGGGAAGUCCCCAGCGCGGCAGCAACAUCCCGCGGGCAGAGUGGAACCACAGGUGAGCAGCAGCGUCAGCAGGUUGAGGAAACCCACAGGUAGCAGCGUCGGCAGGCAGGGGAGGCCCACAGGCGUGGCAGCGGUGUCGGAUGGCCGAGGAGGACUACAGGCGACGGCGUCGGAAAAGGUGAGCAGGUCCACAGGCGUGGCAUCGACGUCAGGAAGGUCGAGCGAGCCCCAGGAGCGGCGGCAGCGUCGAAGGGUUUGAAGAGGCCCACAGGCAGCGACGUCAGGGAGCCCGAGCAGGCCCACAUGUGCAGCAGCGACGUCGGGUGGGUAAAGCACGUCCCUGGGUGUAGCAGCGGCGUCAGCAGGCAGGGGAGGUUGUCUGAGGACUUGCAGGUGCAGCAAUGGCGCUGGGGUAAGAACCGAGGAGGCCCACAGGUUCGGCAGGUCGAGAAGAUAUCUGGCGUCCCCCGGGUGAGGCAACGGUGGCCGCGACGUUUGAUGGAUGUUUCUGAACCGCCGCCUGAUUUUUGUGUUGGCUGACCAGCACCCAGCUACCCGUCCGUGAAAAAUAAACGCCAAAACACGCUGGGAAGCAGUGCUGUGAUUAGUCCGUUAAUGGCAUUGGUGUCGUCCUCGCAACGGAGUUUUCAGAGACCUAAACUGUGGUGCCGUAUUGAGUCCAUUAAAGGUUCUCUGAAGGUGAGCAGCUGUAAUUAGUCAGUUGAAUGCUGGGCCUAAACCGCUGUGUCACCAAUUCCGGGAGGUCACCAGUUGUGAGGACCAGAGAUUAAGACAAGUAGCUGGGAUACUGAUGAUUUAUUUACAGACAAACUGGGUUGACAUAGUCAGGUGCGGACGAAUAAAUAGUAGUCUCACACUGAGAGCAGAAAUGACUCUGAGACAGUAGAUUUGUGUUUUUUGUGAGACAUAUAACUUAGAAUAUAAAAGUACACAAAACAUGAUCUUAUAAGAUAUAUACAUUGGCGGAAAGGCCGCGGAACGCUCUAUCGGAUGGAAGUAAGAACAAAGCGACUUGAUGAUUGGAUACAAUGAAAAUAGGGAGAAAAGCGUUGUCCUUACAACCGUAUAUGGGGAAACAACGUACACAUGCUCCUAUUGGCUCUAUUGUGAUGUCAUUCCAUUUGAGGAAGAAGAGCAUCAACAACAACUCGCCAUUUGCUUUUACUUAUUCCUCCGCAUCUCUGUUUACCAGGUAAGAAAAUAAAAUUUUUUGCAUGUUCAUUGUGAUUUUUUGGGGUUUCUAAUAUAGUGUGUUGUAACCAUGAAUAUGGCGUGAUUCAUUUGAUAGUAGAUUUAAUGGUGAAAAUAGUCAUAUUUAGACUUAUUUGAGAGAACUAAAGAUCAGCCUUUCAAAAUUUUUGCCAUGAAGUGGCGUGAAGAAAAUCAAGCAUGGCAUGGGAAAAACCCGUAUGGGGAAAGACCGUACGGCCAAAUUUUUGAAGUGGUAGUGAAACUAAAAGAAUAACAAAUUUUAAAAAAUAAUUGCACAUUUGAAAUAAGAUCAAGAUAAAAGCCACAUGCGAAACAGUGAAUAAUAAACGAGUACAAGUGAGUGAUUUGGAAGGGUAAAGUUCCGGGUUAUUUUUAUCAGUGUUUUUAUGUGCUACCAGUGUUAAUAUGGCAUCUAAAUGUGCAACAACCAACAUAAGACAUUUGUAUGUUGUAUGAAAUUGAUAAUAUGAGAUAGGCUAAUUUUACAAAAUUGAAAAAAAUUAGUAGUAUGGGGGAACACCAAACGGAUGAGAGGUAAGGCGUACUGUUACCCAACAUUCAUUUAUUCAUUUUUUUCUGAAUUUUCAAUUAUUUGGCGAAACCUAAUGGGUUUUACUCUCUUCCAGAUUCCACCAACACUCGUCCAUCAUGCCAAGAAAUAUGUGCACACCAGUAAGAAACAGCUGAUGAGAUAUUUGUAAGGGCACAGGUAUCGGAGCAGCCACUACUACAGAACCUUGCAUAGAAGUUUCUCAGACUCCUUCUGCUAUUGGAGAGGAGCUACCAACUUUGGCGCAGGACUUGGAGGUAUCUCCAACUCUACCACCCAAGCAGAGGCAGUGCACCUAUGUCAGGUCAUCCCCUAGUGAUCCUUCCUGCAGCACCCCAAGACCUUCAACCUCUUCCAGCAGUGGUGACAUCUCUGAGGUCACCCCAAAAAGUGUCCGGCCUUACUCUUUAAGGCUCCUCCCCGUCCUUAUGGCAAGGGACGAAAAAGGGUCCGUGCCUGCCCUGCAUUCUCACCGAAAGAAUGAAGAAGUCAUCUCUGAUCUGCGGACCAAAGAUGAAAAGAAGAAGGCAGAGGAAAAGAUGAUGGGAGCAGGGAAAAAAGGCAAAAUGAGAAGGUGGGCUGUCCCUAAACUCCUAGACAGUGAUGAGGAGGAUGACCCUGCAGUGUCACUCAUGCUGGAUGAUUCCUCUGAAAAUUCCAGUGAGCUGGAGGGGGACAUGGAAGCAGGUGGGCCUUAUCCCUUUGCAGUGAAGGAACCAGAGAUUGGGGACUUUGCUGACUGAGCUUGAGAUCAAAGAGGGGAGGAAGAGUGGGGGCACCUGUUCCUUUUGUUUGUAAGAUGAUGAACAUUAAGGAAGGGAAAUAUGAGAUGUCCUUCCUCUGCAUGAAGACUUGUUUCCCAAGGACACUUUCUCGUUCCCUGCAGUUGAAGAUGAAAAUGUGGAGGUUGUGCAGUGUAAGGGUGUCCUGACCACUGUGAAGGGCUGCACCUAGAGGCAGGAAAGUGGCAACCCUAAUAACGGUUGCCCCUCCACUGAACUCCUUUAUUAUGCAGUAGGGUAGGAUGUAAAUAAUCUGUAC
This is a messenger RNA of Macrobrachium nipponense, 3383 nucleotides long. RefSeq lists its product as uncharacterized. The transcript has 2 exons. Lineage: Eukaryota; Metazoa; Arthropoda; Malacostraca; Decapoda; Palaemonidae. The record is from RefSeq and is a predicted model, not a curated record. Bases 2771 to 3085 code for a protein of 104 amino acids.